CGCGCCCUCCUUUCGGCUCGCGGUUCUCUUUCUUUCGGCAGCUGUCGGUUAGCUAACAGGAUCCCCAACAUGUCGCGGGUUUAUAUCGGACGGCUGAGCUACAGGGCGAGGGAGAAGGACGUGGAGCGGUUCUUCAAGGGUUACGGGAAGAUUCUGGAAGUGGACCUGAAGAACGGGUACGGCUUCGUGGAGUUUGAUGACCCUCGGGACGCUGAUGACGCCGUGUACGACCUGAACGGCAAAGAGCUGUGCGGUGAGAGGGUCAUCGUGGAGCACACCAAGGGCCCGCGGCGUGACGGGGGCUACAGCGGAGGACGGAGUGGAUAUGGGCGCUGGGGAGGAAGGGACAGGUACGGUCCACCUGUCCGGACCGAUUACCGGCUCAUUGUUGAGAAUCUUUCCAGCCGCUGCAGCUGGCAGGACUUAAAGGACUACAUGAGGCAGGCGGGGGAGGUGACGUACGCCGACACCCACAAGGGCCGCAAGAAUGAGGGCGUGAUCGAGUUCAGGCAGUACUCCGACAUGAAGAGGGCUCUGGAGAAGCUCGACGGCACAGAGGUGAACGGCAGGAAGAUCCGCCUCAUCGAGGAUCGUCCCGGCGCCAGGCGCCGCCGCUCCUAUUCCCGCAGCCGCUCCAGGUCUCGCUCCAGGAGCCGCAGGUCUCACAAGAGCCGCAGCCGCAGCGAGAGCAGCAGCCGCAGCCGAUCCCGCUCCAGAGCCGCUUCACGAUCCCGCAGCCGAUCUCGCAGCAAGAAGAACAAGAGCAAGAACAAGAAAGACGAGGAAGAGCGCAGCAACGGCGCUCAGAAGGACGACGACCGCAGUCGCAGCCGCAGUCGCAGCCGCAGUCGCAGCCGCAGCCCCAAGAGCAAAAAGAGUAAGAAGGAGGGGAAGUCUGCCAAGAAGGAGGAUUCCAGGUCCAGGUCCCGCUCCAGGUCCCGCUCCAGAUCCCGAUCCAGAUCCAGCCCUAAAGAUCGCCCCAGAAAGUCCACCUCACCGGACCGCGAGCCGCCCAAGAGCGACAACGAGGCGGGCGACGCCGAGAGGGCAUCCCGCUCCCGUUCCCGCUCUCCGGACGAGCCCAGACCCAAGUCCAAGUCCAAAUCGCCGUCUGCGUCUCCGGCCAAAGCCGGCUCCCGUUCUCGCUCUCGUUCCCGCUCCGAGUCCCGCUCCAAGUCCCGUUCCCGCUCUCGUUCCCGUUCUCGCUCCUAGUUCAGAUCCUGGACUGUGCAUCACGAUCCCCCCCGCCCCCAUUUACAUUCCCGCUCCCCUCCGACGCCCGACCAGGUUAUUGAUAAGUACCUGUAGAGCAGCCGGCUCCUUCAGCACACGCCCCCUUCAUUUAACUCUGACCCCGCCUCUUUUCCAGUAGAUGUUUGUGAAACGCAGAGGGGAUCUGGUUUUUAUAAGUUCUGAUGAUGGUCUGUGUUUCUGUGUUCUUUUUUUUUUUUUUUAUCUGAUGUAGAAGCCAAGCCGCUGGCUGGGAAUGAGAUUCCUGGUCCGUUCAAUCCUUGUUGAAUUUCGGUUCAGAAUAAAGUGUCUGUUUUCAACCA
This is a messenger RNA of Cyprinodon tularosa, 1553 nucleotides long. It is a transcript of the gene srsf4, whose product is annotated as serine and arginine rich splicing factor 4. Lineage: Eukaryota; Metazoa; Chordata; Actinopteri; Cyprinodontiformes; Cyprinodontidae. The transcript has 6 exons. Gene Ontology annotation, molecular function: mRNA binding. The record is from RefSeq and is a predicted model, not a curated record. The coding region runs from base 70 to 1212 and encodes 380 amino acids. Gene Ontology annotation, cellular component: ribonucleoprotein complex; cytoplasm; nucleus. Gene Ontology annotation, biological process: alternative mRNA splicing, via spliceosome; mRNA splice site recognition.